UAUAAAUGCAUAAUGAUUUGUUUUCCAGUGUUUUUGUUAAAUAGUAUUCUUUUUUGGUCUGCCGUCUUUGUCAGUGAACAGAAUGGCGACUUUAAUGAAGUAUAGCAAGAUGGGUAGCAUCAGAAUGAUGCAUAUUCGAAAUCUAACUCUCUCUGCUAAAGUUUCUGCAAGAGCUGCUCCAGCGAUGAGCAAAUUUGAGCCUAAUAUGAAUAUAGCUUAUGAUAAGCUGGAAAACAAUAUCAAGAUUGUUCGAGAUCGUCUUCAGCGACCUUUAACCUUAAGUGAAAAAGUCUUAUAUGGGCAUUUAGACGACCCUCAUGGCCAGGACAUCAAACGAGGCGAAUCGUAUUUGAAAUUGAGACCGGAUCGAGUUGCUAUGCAGGAUGCUACAGCGCAAAUGGCAAUGCUCCAAUUUAUCAGCAGUGGGCUGCCCAAAGUUGCUGUGCCUUCCACUAUACAUUGUGACCAUUUGAUUCAGGCUCAGAUAGGCGGUGAUAAAGAUCUUGCUCGUGCAAAAGACAUAAACAAGGAAGUUUAUGACUUCUUACAAUCUUCUGGUGCCAAAUAUGGUGUAGGUUUCUGGAAACCAGGAUCUGGUAUCAUCCAUCAAAUUAUUUUGGAAAAUUAUGCCUUCCCUGGCGUUCUUCUUAUUGGUACAGAUAGCCAUACUCCAAAUGGUGGAGGACUUGGUGGACUUUGUAUUGGUGUUGGUGGUGCUGAUGCCGUUGACGUUAUGGCAAAUAUACCUUGGGAAUUGAAAUGUCCGAACGUAAUUGGUGUUGAGCUCACAGGCAAAUUAUCAGGAUGGACUUCACCUAAAGAUGUAAUUCUGAAAGUAGCUGAUAUUCUCACUGUUAAGGGCGGAACUGGUGCAAUUGUUGAAUAUCAUGGCCCUGGAGUAGACUCCAUAUCUUGUACUGGAAUGGGUACGAUAUGCAACAUGGGAGCUGAAAUUGGAGCAACAACAUCUGUUUUUCCUUUCAAUUCUAGAAUGAGGGAUUACCUUGUUGCAACAGAUAGACAUGAAAUUGCUGAAGCUGCUGAAGAAUACAAAGAUAUUUUAACGCCAGACAAAGGUGCCCAAUAUGACGAACUUAUCAAGAUUAACCUUGAUGAGUUAAAACCAGCAUUAAAUGGCCCUUUUACUCCUGAUCUUUACAACCCAGUGUCUGAAGUUGGUGAAAAUGCCGAAAAGAACGGAUGGCCUACUGAAGUUAAGGUCAGUCUUAUUGGCAGCUGUACAAACAGCAGUUACGAAGAUAUGGGAAGGUCAGCACAUAUUUGUAAACAAGCUCUUGACAAGGGUCUUACUACGAAAUCCCUUUUCACUAUCACCCCAGGUUCUGAGCAAAUCAGAGCCACUAUAGAGAGAGAUGGAUUUGCAGAAAUCUUUCGUCAAGUUGGUGGCGUCGUUCUUGCAAAUGCCUGUGGUCCUUGUAUUGGACAAUGGGAUAGAAAGGAUGUUGCUAUGGGCGAAAAAAACACUAUUGUUACAUCUUACAACCGUAACUUCACUGGAAGAAAUGAUGCCAACCCUGCUACUCACGCUUUCGUUACAUCUCCAGAAAUAGUAACUGCGUUGGCAUUUUCUGGAGACUUGCGUUACAAUCCUGAAACUGACACCUUGAAAGCCGCAGAUGGUUCAGAUUUCAUGUUGGAACCUCCAACUGGUGAUGAGCUUCCAUCGAAGGGUUUUGAUGCCGGCGAAGACACUUACCAAGCAUUUCCCGCCGAUGGUUCAGCUUUGAAGGUCAACGUUGAUCCUCAAUCUCAACGCCUACAGCUUCUAGAACCCUUUAAAGCAUGGGAAGGAACCGACUUGGAAGGAUUGCAGGUCUUGAUUAAAGCCAAAGGAAAAUGUACAACUGAUCAUAUCAGUAUGGCUGGACCAUGGUUGAAAUACAGAGGGCAUCUUGAUAACAUAUCAAAUAACCUACUGAUCGGUGCCAUCAAUAUUGAGAAUGAUGAAGCCAACAAAGUCAAAAAUCAAUUGACUGGAGAAUAUGGAGCAGUACCUGAUGUGGGACGACACUACAAAGCUAACGGUGUCGGAUGGGUUGUCAUUGGUGAUGAGAAUUACGGAGAAGGUAGCAGUCGUGAACAUGCUGCAUUGGAACCGCGCCAUCUUGGAGGACGUGCGAUUAUAGUAAAGAGCUUCGCGAGAAUCCAUGAAACCAAUCUUAAAAAACAAGGCAUGCUGCCACUAACGUUUUCGAAUCCAGCAGACUAUGACAAAAUACAGCCUGAUGACAAGAUUGCUAUACUUGGACUUACAGAUUUCGAACCGGGUAAACCUCUUACAUGCAAACUUACUCAUGCUGAUGGUUCUACUGAAAGCUUCUCCCUUAACCAUACGUUCAAUGAGGGACAAAUAGGUUGGUUCAAAGCCGGCAGUGCUCUGAACAAAAUGGCAUUGGAUUUGAAAGGCCGAUAAGUGUUCAUUCUCGUUUCUUAUAUUUGAUCAGUUUCAUCUUCUAUUUAUUUUGUUGGUUCCUUAAGUUCUUUGAUUAAUGAUAUUGUGUACUACAACUAAGUUCACCUCAUGAUGCACUGUAAAUGUGACAUUUCGGGUUUCCAUAAGUAUGACAAAUUAUAUUGAGCAAAAAAAGAUUGAGCAUAGUUUCAAACUCUUUUGAAAUGAAUAAUAAAUGCUUUCAUAGGGAGGAAA
This is a messenger RNA of Styela clava, 2668 nucleotides long. Its product is annotated as aconitate hydratase, mitochondrial-like. Gene Ontology annotation, molecular function: 4 iron, 4 sulfur cluster binding; aconitate hydratase activity. Lineage: Eukaryota; Metazoa; Chordata; Ascidiacea; Stolidobranchia; Styelidae. The record is from RefSeq and is a predicted model, not a curated record. Gene Ontology annotation, cellular component: cytosol; mitochondrion. Gene Ontology annotation, biological process: tricarboxylic acid cycle.